Nothobranchius furzeri (turquoise killifish) is the source of this 4355-nucleotide messenger RNA. RefSeq names its product epsin 2 (gene epn2). Gene Ontology annotation, cellular component: clathrin vesicle coat; plasma membrane; endosome. Lineage: Eukaryota; Metazoa; Chordata; Actinopteri; Cyprinodontiformes; Nothobranchiidae. The record is from RefSeq and is a predicted model, not a curated record. Gene Ontology annotation, biological process: endocytosis. Gene Ontology annotation, molecular function: phospholipid binding; clathrin binding.
CCAUGUCCAUUCCCCUGGCAUGCCAAGCCGCCUCGGUCACACCCUUCCCGGCCUCCCCCGCCUCCCUGCUCCCUUCUGCCCGCCAUGUUCUGGAGGAGGAGUACGUGUAGCUCCGGAGAUAGCUGGAUUAGCAUUAGCCGCACUUAGCUAGGCGGAGGCGCAACAAGCUCCUCGAAACAAGUACUCUGUCGUGAUUUCCCUCCUCGGAAUUAGCCAGACAAGCUCAAAGGUUUGCGUCCCUGGGGUAAAAAGAAAAGCAGACGUAAUUUACAAACUACGGUGAUGGCGUGGGCUUGCGUGCAGCCUUCACUACGUGUGUGGAGAUGGUUUUAACAGACGCUGUUCUGGAGGACUCAGGAACGCCACAUUGGCCUGGAGAAGCCUCUUAAGCACUAAUUGUAAAGUGACAAAGGAAUAGUUUUCAGAGGACACGCACCCUUCCAUCUUUUGUAAACUCGAACGCUCUGAGGAGGAGCUGUGCUUUUUUUAAAAUUAUUUCUUGUCUGUCCCAUCUACAUUACCACCACCACCAUGCCAAGCACCAUCCGCCGGCAGAUGAAAAACAUGGUCAACAACUACUCGGAUGCAGAGAAAAAAGUCCGGGAGGCCACGUCCAACGAUCCCUGGGGGCCCUCGUCCUCGCUCAUGUCAGAGAUCGCCGACCUGACCUACAACGUGGUGGCCUUCAGCGAAAUUAUGAACAUGAUCUGGAAGCGACUCAACGACCACGGAAAGAACUGGCGCCAUGUCUACAAGGCCCUCACCCUGCUCGACUACCUGAUCAAGACUGGCUCGGAGAGGGUGGCACUGCAAUGCAAGGAGAACAUCUUCGCCAUUCAGACACUGAAGGACUUUCAGUACAUCGACAAAGAUGCCAAAGACCAGGGCAUCAACGUCAGGGAGAAGAGCAAGCAGCUGGUGGUCCUACUCAAGGAUGAGGACCGUCUCAAAGGAGAGAGGUCUCAGGCUUUGAAGACUAAAGAGCGCAUGGCCCAGGUGUCCACGGGGAGCAGUCAGGUGGGUUUUGGCCGAGGCUCGUCUCAGCCCAACCUGUCCACGUCCUACAGUGAAGAGUAUGGCAGAUCAGAGGGCUCGCCCGCCUCCUACCACGGCUCCACGUCUCCCAACCCGGGCUCAGAGCUGGAGCAGGCCAGACCUCAGACCAGCGGAGAAGAGGAACUCCAGCUACAGCUUGCCCUGGCCAUGAGCAGAGAAGCUGCAGAGCAGGAGGAGCGCCUACGCAGGGGUGACGACCUGAGACUACAGAUGGCUUUGGAGGAGAGUAAGAAAGAAGGUCCUGGCUCAGGAAAACUCCCCAGGAAGAAGAAAGAGCCACAGUCAUCUUUGAUGGAUCUGAUGGAUGUUCCUGAGCCAAGUGCCAGAGCCGACCCAUGGGGCGUGGGGGGAGGAGCCAGGGGCGGGGCUGGAGCCGGAGCUGCGGCUGCAUCAGCAGAUCCAUGGCAGCCUUACGGUUCUGCCCCCAAGCCGGCGGUACCAGCGGACCCGUGGGGCGCUCCUUCCUCUCUCCCGUCUGUGAAGAGUGGCGACCCGUGGGCAUCAAACCCCUCCACUCCUGCCUCUGACCCCUGGGGUUCUGCAGCCGCCCGUCCCAAGACCUCCCACACAGGUAGCUUUGACCUGUUCAGUACAUCCAAUGGUACAUCCAAAGAGGACUUCUCAGAGUUUGACAGCCUGCGCUCUUCCUCCUCUGUCCCCACUGCUGAUGGAGGCAUAGCAUCCUCCGUCCCCUCCCAAGCCAGUCUUGCUAGUAGCAGCAGCCUGGACUUCUUUGACCCUCUGCCCUCCACAUUGCCCUCUUCUUUCGGCACAAAUCCAACUAGAAAGACUCCAGAGUCCUUCCUGGGACCCAAUGCUGCCCUGGUCAAUCUGGAUUCUCUGGUGACCAAACCAGCCCAGCCGGCACCAGCUGUUAACCCGUUCUUGGCUUCCGGAGGUACAUCUACUCCAGCUGCCCAUGUCAACCCAUUCCAAGUCGGCCAGCCAGUGCCCCCAACUCUCAACCAGAUGCGGGUCAGCCCGAUGCCCUCUGGCUUUGGCAGCAUGGUGGAUCCCAUGCCUCUGUCCUCCCUUCCAGCUCAGCCCGUGGUCCCCCCAGCCGGGAUGGCCCCCAUGGGCCACGGGAUGUCGGGAAUGGGAGCCGCAGGUGGGAUGGGGACAAGUGGAGAAAUGAAUGCAGGGUACCCAGCUUCUAUGACCAUGCCCCAGCCGCUGAUGACCAUGCCCGCCCAGGCUGGGUCCCAGCCCACCGGACCCACCAACCCUUUCCUUUUGUGAUCGUUGGUUCUCACCAGGAGAUACCCCACGUAUCCAACUCUAAGCCACUCCCAAACCAGGUCCACCCUGGUGAUCCACCUCCCUUCCUCCUGAGCUAAAUGCUGCCUGGUUUUUGGACUGAUCUGAAGAUGAUGCUGAGGACAAAAACCCAGUCUCUUUCCUCCCCGUCUUCUUCUCACUAACCCUCCUCCUCGCCCGUAGGCCCGCUCCUCUCCUCCGUGAUGGCGCGACCAGAGAGUCUAACUGUACUAACGCCAGGAUCUUAUCUCCUCACUCCAGCUAAUCUUCUCUAAGCCCUGUCAGCUGACACGUGCGUCUGCACAUCUCAGUACUUUUACACUGUGUCACCUCCAGUAAACCUGGGGUAAAUACGAGAGAUGUGUUUAUACUCUGUAUUUGUCACAAAGCAGGAAUUUUGCACAAUUUUUGCUUUUUUAUUGUUUUUUUUUUUCUGCGACUGUUGGACUCACCGUUACACCUUAGCUCAGCGAGGACAGAACACCCGUGACGACAUACACUCUCACUGCCUCGGCUCUUGGUACUACUCACAACUUUCACCGUCGACCCCAAGAGGCCAGACCCCCACCCCCCCACACUCCUGAGACUUUCCUACGUUGGUGUGUGCUCGGAUACUAACGGCGACACGUUGAAACGUUUUCCAACAAGUCCCCCCCCCCCCGCCAAUCUCCUUGAGCGUUCAUAGAGGGAAAGACAUGAACUCAGUAUUUUCUCAAAUGAACAAAUAGAUUUUUUUAAGUAUUUAGGAUAAAAGGGAUGAAUGAGGAUUGGUGCAUUUAGCUUCCAUGUUUAUUUUAGCCGCCGCCGUGAGUUAGUCCUCCACACAAGGUUUUCAUGAAGCGUUAGUGUUAGCCACCAACCGGCCCCAUUGGAUUAGCUUUGGCUAACCUCGCUACAGGAACAGAACACACACAGAACCAGGGUCUAGUCUAUUCCCAGCACAGGGGGAUUCCACAUCAUGUCAACAAGCAGGUGUUUGUUUUCUUUUUCCGGGAGUUUGAUGUUAAUCCGUAGCUGAGCUGUCAUCUUUUUUUGUUUUUUUUCUCACCCUCUGGGUAGGCUAUGUCAUUCUCCUAAAAGCACAACUGUUACCAAAGUCGUAGCGACUGGUUUCUGCCCGAUGUGGAAUAUUUACAACCGUGGGGUCACGCUUGACCACCACGUGGUAUAAGAGACGAUUACUAAACUGUUUAAUGAGGCCGGGUGUUUGCUGCAUCUCUUCUUCUGGUAGAAAAACAAAAGGAGGCUGAAGAUAAAUAGCACGUUGUGUCGACUUGUCUUCAUUCUUAAACCUUUGUGAUGCUGGGUUGGUUUUGAUUGAACUGCCAGUGUUUGUUUCUGUGGCAUGGCGCCCCCGUGUGGCUUGGUGCUUCGCUGCAGGACUGGAUGUUUCCACCGCUUCUCUCAGGCACAAAGGAGGCUUUUUCUUUUUUUAGCUUGAUAUCUUGAAUUAGUGGUUUGAACUAUAUUACUUAGAGACCAGCAAGCAUUUUUAAUCCCCACUAAAAAUAUGCAAAAAAAAAAUAUUGGAUUCUGGGAUUCUCGCUCAUCUUUAAUCAGACCUUAAACUCUAGUCGUAUAUUUAUGGGAAACUUUAUGCAGUUUAUCUAAAAAGGAGUGGCUAUGUUUCAGUAAAACGUGUCAUAUAUUCACCGAGCUUUUAUCAAAAGGACUAACUAAAUGAAUUUAUGGGCUUUUUUUUGUUUUUGUUGGCAUAAAAUGACUCGUUUAUUCCUUCAUGUCUCGUCUAGUUGCCCUGUGUGUAGUACUGGGAGCAGGCUGCUUGGUUUUGUUUGUUUGUUUUUCAUUUGUGCUAAACCCGAUGGCAUUACAACUGUAUAAUAUAAUUUAUCAUUUGUACUAUUGUAACAUACUGUUCUUCUGUAUACCUUAUUAUUCUGUGUAAUGGGUUUAUUAUUUUUGUAGGAAAAGUCAUUGUGGUAUUUUAACGGCACCUAAAACAAACGAGCGCGGGCAGCACCCUGUUGGACGAGGACGACUGUAGCUGCAUCAGUUCAAAAUAAAUUGUGUUUCACUUCCUG